This is a messenger RNA of Argentina anserina (silverweed cinquefoil), 1913 nucleotides long. RefSeq names its product pentatricopeptide repeat-containing protein At4g14050, mitochondrial. Gene Ontology annotation, molecular function: RNA binding; zinc ion binding; protein binding. The record is from RefSeq and is a predicted model, not a curated record. Bases 1 to 1833 code for a protein of 610 amino acids. The transcript has a single exon. Gene Ontology annotation, biological process: RNA modification. Gene Ontology annotation, cellular component: intracellular membrane-bounded organelle. Lineage: Eukaryota; Viridiplantae; Streptophyta; Magnoliopsida; Rosales; Rosaceae.
AUGCCAGUGUCUCACUACCUCCACCAACUGAAGCUCUGCGCAAGAACCCACACACCUUCCACCGCCAAAACCCUCCACGCCCAACUCAUCAAAUCCGCCCUCCACCAAUGCCCCCCAUUACCCAACACCCUCCUUCACGUCUACGCCAGAUGCGGCCUCCUCGACGACGCCCUCCACCUGUUCGACGAAAUGCCCCACCGAGACCACGUCUCCUGGGCUUCACUCCUCACCGCCCACAACCAAGCCAACCUCCCCCGCCGUACUCUCUCCAUCUUCCGCUCCAUGUUUGACGUCGACUCUCUGCUCCCCGACCAUUUCGUCUUCGCCAGCCUUGUCAAGGCCUGCUCCAGCAUGGGAGCUGUCAGGCAAGGAAUGCAGGUUCAUGCACGGUUUGUAUUGUCUCCGUUUCACGUCGACGAUGUUGUGAAGUCGGCAUUGGUUGAUAUGUAUGCGAAAUGUGGGUUGCCGGAUAAUGCUCGUGCGGUUUUUGAUUCGAUUGGGAAGAGGAGUGUGGUUGCGUGGACCGCGAUGGUUUCGGGGUAUGCUAGGAGUGGGAGGAAGAAGGAUGCUUUGGAGGUGUUUGGGGAGAUGCCGGAGAAGAGCUUGUUUUCGUGGACUGCAUUGAUAUCGGGGUUGGUGCAGAGUGGGAAUGGUGUUGAUGCAUUGUACUUGUUUAUUGAGAUGAGGAGGGAGAGGGUUGAUAUUGUGGACCCUUUGGUUCUGUCGAGCACAGUUGGAGCUUGUGCGAAUUUGGCUGUGUUGGAGCUUGGGAGGCAGGUUCAUGGGUUGGUUAUUGGACUUGGGUAUGGCUCGUGCUUGUUUGUUAGUAAUGCACUGGUGGAUAUGUAUGCAAAAUGUAGUGACAUUUUAGCUGCUAGGGAUAUUUUCUGUGGAAUGCAGCGAAAAGACGUGGUUUCUUGGACUUCCAUAAUUGUUGGGGCCGCACAGCAUGGGAGAGCUGAGGAAGCAUUGACUUUGUAUGAUGAGAUGGUUGGAGCUGGGGUUAAGCCUAAUGAAGUUACAUUCGUUGGACUGAUAUAUGCCUGUAGCCACGUUGGUUUUGUUAGCAAGGGACGUGCCAUUUUCAAAUCCAUGAUUGAGGAUUAUGGAAUUUGUCCCUGUCUGCAGCACUAUACAUGUUACUUGGAUCUUCUUAGUCGCUCUGGGCAUCUUGGUGAAGCUUUAAAUGUCAUUGAUUCAAUGCCGUUUGAGCCUGAUGAACCCACUUGGGCGGCUUUACUAAGUGCUUGCAAACAUCAUGGGGAUACCCGAAUGGGUAUCAGAGUUGCUGAUCAUCUUUUAAGCUUAAACCCAGAAGAUCCUUCAAGUUAUAUACUAUUAUCUAAUGUAUAUGCUGGUGCCGGUAUGUGGGAGAAUGUAGCACAAGUGAGAAAGUUGAUGACAACAAGAGAAGUCAAGAAGAAUCCAGGUUACAGUUCCAUUGACAUUGGAAAGGAAAGUGAAGUGUUUCAUGCUGGAGAGACAUCUCACCCUAUGAAGAAUGAGAUAUAUGAUUUGCUUAAAGAGUUGGAUGCAGAGAUGAAGAAAAGAGGCUAUGUUCCUGAUUGUAGCUUUGUUUUACACGACAUGGAGCAGCAAGAGAAGGAAAGGCAGCUAUUUUGGCAUAGUGAGAGGUUGGCAUUGGCUUAUGGGCUUUUGAAGGCUGUUCCAGGGGUACCUAUCCGGAUAGUAAAAAAUCUUCGUGUUUGCGGAGAUUGUCACACGGUAUUAAAAUUCAUAAGCAGUAUUGUGAAGAGGGACAUUAUUGUUAGAGAUGCCACUAGAUACCACCAUUUUAGUAAGGGGGAAUGUUCGUGCAAUGACUUUUGGUAAAUUCUUCGGGUGGGAAGUCUUCUGGAGCUCCCUGCUGCAUUUGCACUUUGCGCAGGUUCUUAAUACAUAGCAUUUGAGUU